This is a messenger RNA of Pelmatolapia mariae (spotted tilapia), 11279 nucleotides long. RefSeq names its product neurobeachin-like 1 (gene nbeal1). NCBI's taxonomy places the organism in Eukaryota, Metazoa, Chordata, Actinopteri, Cichliformes, Cichlidae. The transcript has 55 exons. Gene Ontology annotation, molecular function: protein kinase binding. Gene Ontology annotation, biological process: intracellular protein localization. Gene Ontology annotation, cellular component: membrane; cytosol. Bases 423 to 8699 code for a protein of 2758 amino acids. The record is from RefSeq and is a predicted model, not a curated record.
GUUGUCGGACGCUGGACGUAAAACCAACAACUCUGGAAACGGUGUCAGUGACAGUUGGUCUUUUCUUUGCACAGCGCAAACGCUGCUGGGAAUACCUCCAAGAAGAAGAACCGGGAGGGGAAAAAAGUGGGAGUCGAGGCCCAGCUGCUCCAGCAAUUCCAGCUAUUGCACUCCGGGGGCUUCACAUUUCUCCUUUGCCAUGGAAUAUAUUUUUUAAAAGUCUCCCUCUAUCAGGCUGUUGCCUCAACACGUUGCACAGCUUUCCCCACUCUUUUUAAAAGGACUAUCACACCUUUGUCAGAGUUGGUAAGUCAUGAGCACUGAAGCAAUGAAGCCGUUUAGCUCAUGACGGGGAACCAUGAAGCAGCCAGGGAAGUGACCUCUGUGGACACCGCAGCCUGAGGGUGCCCCUCACUGGCACCAUGGCAUCCAACGAGAGACUGUAUGAAGUCUGGAUGCUCUACUGCACCAAGAGGGAUCCAGACUACUUGAAGCUAUGGCUGGAGAUUUUCAUCAGCUCCUACGAGCGAUGUCUCGAUGUAGACUUUGAAAAGACACCUUCAAGACCAGAAGAGGUUCCCCCGGUGUUGACGCUCCUCCCAGACAACAUCCUGCAGGUUUUGCGCCACCAGUUACUGCAGUGUGUCCAAAAAGCCUCUGACGGCCUGGAGCCCGAGCAGCAAAACCUAGCACUGCUGCUGCUCAAAUUCCUCAUCAUCAUCUGCAGGAACCUAUCCAAUGUGGAGGAGAUUGGUACUUGCUCCUACAUCAAUCACAUCAUCACCAUGACAACACUUUAUAUUCAGCAGCUGAAGAGUAAGACCAAAGAGAAGGAGAUGGCGGACCAGAGUCAGGCGGAGGAGUUUGUCCGUCAUGCACUGGCAUUCUGCGAGAGCCUCUACGAUCCAUACCACAACUGGAGGCAUCGAACGUGCGGGGAGCAGCAGAUGGGUACGGUAGAGAGGAGCAGGCAGAAGUACAAAGCAGCUCCCCUCACUGUUGAAUUUGUUCCUUUCUUUUACCAGUGCUUCCAGGAGAGCGAGCAUCUAAAGGAGAGUCUGAAAUGUUGCCUGCUACACCUGUUUGGAGCAGUAGUUGCUGGAGAUCAGAGGAACGCACUCCUUGCAAUUUCUCCAGCCACUAUGGAGGUGUUGAUGCGGGUCCUGGCUGACUGCUCCAUGGGUAGCUGCUCCUCAGAUGAAGGCGAGGACUGGGAUAGUGAGGCCCCGGACCGUAAAGCACUGCUGACGUUGGGCUGCCUGCGGGAGGUGGUCCAGCGGCUCCUGGCCUCCAGCUCAGACCAGCGGCAGGUGGAAAUCGCCUCAGUGCUGGAAAACUACUUUAAGCUGCUCAACUCGGACCCAGCAGCUGUCGUGGCUGCCCAGCAGCAGCAACAGCAAGCCAAGGGCCGAGUGCCAACACUGGGUCGACACUGGGAGAGCAGAUUUGUGGCCCUGCAAGUAAACAUGCUAGACACUAUCAGGGACAUGUUCCUGUGUUCAGACAGGCCAGUACUACAAGCCAUCUUCCUCAACAGUAACUGUUUUGAGCAUCUCACACGACUGCUCCAGAACAGCAAGCUGGUUAAUGCUAGGUGCACGGCGGCAGACAAGGACCAGAAAGAUAUAACCAACAACAGGUUACUGACAGGCGAGAGGGACACUCAGGUGUUUCAAGGGCGGUUGGACUCCCUUGCCGUAGCAACCAUCAAAGCCCUAACAACAGUGAUGCACAAAUCGCCAGCUGCAAAGGAGGUUUUUAAGGAGAGGAUCGGGUACAAUCACUUGUACGAAGUACUUAUCUCCCUCGGGCAGCCAUCUCGACACCUUCUCAAAGAGCUGAUGAAUAUGGCAGUGGAGGGUGAGCACACCUCAGUGGGCCUCCUGGGCAUCAGUAAUGUGGAGCCAUUGUUGCUGCUGGUCCAGUGGCUCCCAGAGCUGGACUCCUCAGAACUGCAGCUCUUCACAGCCGAUUGGCUCCGCCGCCUUAGUUGCCUCAACCGCCAGACCCGUGCUACCUGUGUCAACGCCGCCAUGGUCAUGCGCGCACUAGCUGCCCUGGAGCGCCACGAGCGACUACACAGAGCUUGUGCUGAAAGCCUUUUGGGGCUAGUGGGCUCACUUGGGUGCCAGUCUUUGAGUGCCAAGGAACUGUUGGAGUUCUUGCGUCUCCUUCGGCUUCCAGAGUCCAGCCAAGCACAUCCAUACGUAGGUCCUGCCCUGAAAGCCCUCCUCACCAUGGUGCGCAAGCAAGGUUUGGAAAGUGCCAUGCAGUACUUUGACCUGUCGCCCAGCAUGGCUGGCAUCGUAGUUCCAACAGUGCACCGCUGGCCAGGGUCUGCCUUUAGCUUCCUCGCCUGGUUGUCACUGGACCAGGACCAGCUGGGCCCAUCCAGCAAAGACAAGAGAAAACAGCUGUACAGCUUUUUUACUCCAGGAGGAACGGGUUUUGAGGCCUUUAUUAGCUCAGCAGGUGUGCUGGUUGUGGCCGUAUGCACAAAGAAGGAGUAUGUCACAGUCAUGCUGCCUGAUUACUGCUUCUGUGACUCUCUCUGGCACAGCAUCGGUGUGGUGCAUGUGCCUGGAAAGAGGCCAUUUGGACAGAGUCUAGUCCACAUUUAUGUGGAUGGACAGCAGAAACUCUCUGCCCCCCUCAAGUACCCGACCAUGACAGAGCCGUUCACCUCCUGUUGCAUCGGCUCAGCAGGCCAGCGCACCACCACUCCUCCACCCUCCCAAAUCCCAGACCCUCCCUUCUCCUCGGCCACCACCCCUACCACUCGCUCGUCACUGGGCGGCAUCCUGUCCCCUCACACCUGGGGAGGCCUCCUGGGAGGGAAGCCUGAGUCUGUGACUAAGCUAAUCUCAGCGGGCACUCAGGAUAGCGAGUGGGGAAGCCCCACGUCCCUGCAGGGCCAGCUAGGAAGUGUCAUGGUGUUUCAUGAACCACUGCAGCAGAACCACAUAAAAGCCAUCUGUAGUGCUGGUCCAAACUGCAUCUCUCCAUUUAAAGCCCAAGAAUCAGAGCUUGGGGACCUUUCAGCCAAAUUGUUGCUGCAUUACUCACCCAAGGCCUGCAGAAACCCCAUCUGCCUGGACCUGUCUCCAAACAUGCUCCACGGACGCCUGACAGGGAACAAAGUCGUUAACUGGGAUAUCAAGGACAUGAUCAACUGUGUGGGUGGCCUGCCAAUUCUCUUCCCAAUCCUGGAGCAGUUGGCUUUCGUGACUCCUGAUCAGCAGAUGAAUGAUCCCACAGCUGGAUCUGAUUUCAUCACCCCAGAUGUGACCACACCAGCCGAUGGCGAUUGGGUCAUUCUCCCAUCUAACAGGUCUUCAGAGGCCCGUCUGGAGAAGAAUCUGGUAGCCACAUUCCUGUUGGUGCUGAAGCAUUUUCUGCAGAGACACCCAAUCAACCAGGAGAAUCUGCUGUACUUACAUGGCGUCGGGACAUUGGGAGCCCUGCUACAGAAGCUGCCAGCUGGGCAUGUUGGCGUCAGCGUGCUGGUUGCUGUGCAGCUCCUGAUAGAACAAGUGACAUAUGAGAAGAAUCAAGCUCUGCUGCAGCAGCUUCACACGCAUCUGCUGUUCAAUUUCAACAUCUGGAACAAAGGGGACUUCCCGCUACGCAUAGGUCAUAUCCAGUAUAUGUCCACUGUCAUCAAAGACAACAGGAAGCAGUUCCGGAAGAAAUAUGGAGUUCAGUUUCUGGUGGACACCAUACGCCUCUAUUAUGGGAAGAACACUAACAAAGAGAGUGACUUGAGCGAGGAUGACGUUCGGACCAUCCGCGCAUCUCUGUGCAGCCUCAUCAAGUACUAUAUUAGUAAGGGCAUGUCGCAGGAGGAGAUGCAGAGCAUUCUGGGAUACAUCGCUGCCAUUGGAGACGAAGAUCAGCUGUGUGCUCUGCUGGAGUUGUUGCUGAGCCUUCUGCAGAGCAGCCCAGCCAAAGACCAGCUCUUCCUGCUCCUCUUUGAGCCCACGGCGGCCGACUCCUGCUAUGCUCUCCUCCUCAAUAACAAACACUCAGAUCGACUCCGAGAACUUGUCUUUAAGUUGUUUGAGCGAAUGUUGCGCUGCGACCGGGUCUAUGAGAAAAAUAAGCAGCGACUGCGGCUGAGGGAGGCGGGUUACUCCGGUCUGUCGCUGCUCUUCUCUGAACUUCACAUCACUCCCACCCUGAUCCGCUGUCUCCUUAACCAAGUCCUCCAUACAGAUCAAGUGGUAAACUACAAGGACCUGAUGGCUUUGGUCCAGCUCACUCACCGGGCCGGACCCAGCGUGCGACUCAUCGUCUGCAAGAGGGUGUACCAGCUGCUUCAGUCCCAACAGGAUGCUGCUGCUCAGAUCUCAAAGCAGCAGUGUUGGCAGGACACCCUCAUGCGGCUGUACCUAAGGGGCGAAGGGUCCUUGACGCUGCGUAGCUCAGAUACUGUCAGCACCUGCAGCCUGGAGCUGAGCCGGACCAGCGGCGGUAGCAACCGUCUGGAGCUGCCGUUGGAGAGGAGGGCACGGGCAGGUAGCGCCGGGCGCUUGGACCGGGUGGAGGAUGACCGGAUCAGCAUAAGUGAUACCCGCUCUGUGGACAGCCUGGAGAACGGCGAUGUCAUCUCGCUGUUGGAUACGCCGUCUUCCUCUGCCUCCACUGAGCCGCAGCCCCACGUCAAGCCCUGGGUGGUGGGAAAAUCAGGGGGCUUGAUGCUGGAUUUGUCCCAUCUGCAGGCAUAUGAGGGUGGAGAGAGCGGCAGCCAGACACCUGGGAGCAUGCCCAGCACACCCUCACCACUGGAAACCUCGAAGCCUUUCCCAGGGAACUCCGGGGAUCGAGAGGCAACUUCCUCCCUCACUGAAGACAGCUUCCUGUUUAGUGACAACAUCUCGCUGGGGGAGUCUUUCAACAAUGUUGAGCGUGCAGAAGAGGAGCUGUGCAGCAUGUUGCUGGAGAUCAUCCUGUGUGUGAUGUGGCGAGGAGUCGAGGGCUCCGAUGAUUCAGCGUGGCUGGAGCGUGGUCAGGUCUUCUCUGCUCUCACCAAACUGGGAACUGCCAAUGAGCUGCUCCUUCAUGUUGACCAAAUCAAGCUCAGUCUGAUGGAGCGCAUGUUGGAGUGGGCGGUGAGCGACAACCGAGAGGCUUCAGCUGCUACGCUACCGCAGCACACCGAGAAUGCAGUUCGCCUGCUUCACAUGGUACAAGACUUCCUGCAGGCAGAGGGUCUCAUCAACCCAGCACUGUGGACAGAGAAGGUGCUGGAAGAGGCGGUGACGUUGAUGGACAGCCUCAUGGUGUGGUACUCCUCUGGCUCCCAGUGGUUCCAGCUCUCCCAGGUUGGACUGAGACUGCUCCUGGGCUUCAUGGCUCAGGAAGACCCAGAGGUGUGUGCCAUGGCCACCGCCAAGCUUAACGGCAUCCUGCAGACCAAGGAGAUUUCCAGCCAGGACGAGGCAUGCUACCUGCUAGGGAAGGUGGAGGGAAUUCUGCGGCGCUCCAUCCAAGAGCAGACCGAGGAGAUGUACUCUUUCCUGGUUCCACUGCUGCGAACGCUGCUCUCCAAAGUCCACCGCCUCCUCUACAUGGAGCUGCACCUGCCUCAGCUGCCCGACACCAACGGGAGCCCCUCCUUCUUCGAUGACUUCAAGCUUUACUGCAACUCACCCGAAUGGCGUGUCUACCUCGAUAAAUAUAUUAUUCCGUACAUGAAGCAGUAUGAAAUCGAGAUGUUCAGUCAGGGCCACGAGACCAUGGCUCUGUACUGGAAAGAGUGCUACGAGACCUUCAUGGUCAGCCUGCAUAAGAGAGAGCGGGAGAGAGGAGAGAGCAAGAUCCGCUUCCAGGAGCAAUUUGUGGAGCCUUUCUCACGCCGUGGCCGCCAGGAGAACCUCCGCUACAACAGCAUGUUGAAGCAGCAGCACAGCCAGAAUAACGCCACCCUGAGGCAGUGGAAGACAGCGCGGCGGGGUCUGGUGUGUGAGAGAGGGCCCUGGGCUGACAGGCACCAGGAUGAGAUGCACUGGAGGGUAUCGAGUGCUGAAAACUACUCCCGCAUGAGGCUGAAGCUGGUCCGUAACUACAACUUUGAUGCUCACAGAGAGGCCAGUGCUCUGAGAGACAAUCUGGGUGUCCAUCAGCAGCGUUUAAACCCAGAGUCUCUGCUGUUGGAGGCCGUGAAGCAAGUCAAAGUUAGCGACCUGGAAGAUGACAUCCUGGAGCUGCCAGAGGACGACCCUGUUACUGCCAACAACCAGGUUGAAGCAGAUGAGGCGGGCCAGAAGGAGAAGCUGGUGUUGUGGGAGGAUUGUGAGCUGGUGACGAUAGUGGACGUGGUUCCCGGCCGCCUGGAACUCACCACACAGCACAUCUACUUCUAUGAUAGCAGCCAGGAGAAGGAGGAAGGAGUGGGUCAUGACUUCAAAUGGCCUCUGUCGCAAAUCCGAGAGGUCCACCUUAGACGUUAUAACCUGCGGCGCUCAGCUCUGGAAAUCUUCCUAAUUGACCAAACCAACUAUUUCCUCAACUUUAAAAAAGAGGCCAGAAACAAAGUCUACAGCCGCAUGUUACUGCUGCGAUCCCUCAACCUAUAUGAAACCCGCUCUCCUCAGGAGCUCCUCAAAGCCUCCGGACUCACACAGAAAUGGGUGAACCGAGAGAUUUCCAACUUUGACUACUUGAUGCAGCUCAACACGAUUGCCGGCAGAACAUACAAUGACCUGGCUCAGUACCCAGUGUUUCCCUGGAUUCUAGCGGACUACACCUCAGAGGAGCUGGACCUUUCUGAUCCUCGGGUAUUCAGGGACCUGUCAAAACCAGUCGCUGUGCUUAAUGAACGCAACGCAAAGGCGGUUAGAGAAAAGUAUGAAAGUUUUGAAGACCCAACAGGAACCAUAGACAGGUUCCAUUAUGGCACCCACUACUCUAACGCUGCCGGCGUGAUGCACUACAUGAUCAGGGUGGAGCCCUUCACGUCGCUGCACAUCCAGCUACAGAGUGGACGGUUCGACUGUGCCGACCGUCAGUUCCACUCCAUCCCAGCCACAUGGCAGACCCUCAUGGACAACCCCAACGACGUGAAGGAGCUCAUCCCUGAGUUCUUCUACUUCCCAGAGUUCUUAGAAAACCAAAAUGGAUUUGAUCUGGGUCGCCUGCAGAUCUCCAAGGAAAGAGUAAAUGAUGUUGUUCUGCCCAAAUGGGCCAAGUCCCCUGAAGACUUCAUCUACAAGCACCGCAAAGCUCUGGAAUCAGAGUAUGUGUCAGCCCACCUCCAUGAGUGGAUUGAUCUGAUCUUUGGUUACAAACAGAAGGGCCCUGCAGCGGUGGAAGCCCUCAACGUCUUCUACUACUGCACAUAUGAGGGGGCGGUGGACUUGGACGCCAUCACUGAUGAAAAGGAGCGUAAGGCUCUGGAAGGCAUGAUCAGCAACUUUGGUCAGACACCCUGCCAGUUACUCAAGGAGCCCCAUCCAGUGCGCCUGUCUCAGGAGGAAGUGGAGAAAAGGAAAGCUCAGUUGGACUCGUGUCCUCUCAGCAUGUUCGAGCACCUCAGUGACCUCAAGUCCUUCUUUGUUGAGGGCAUCAGUGACAAUGUGCCGCUGGUUAAGGUUGUGGUCCCAAAGAAUCAGUCACAUUCCUUCAUCACCCAGGGGAGCCCAGACACCAUGGUAACGGUGAGUCAGAACUGCUUGGUGGGGACCCAUGGGUGGCUGCCUUAUAACAAGAACAUCUCCAACUACUUCACCUUCAUUAAGGACCCCACAGUUUCUAACACCAAAACCCAGCGCUUCCUUUCAGGACCCUUCGCCCCCGGCGUGGAGGUAACCGCUGGAUUGUUUGUGGUCUCCCAUGAUGGAAAGUUGCUCUUCAGUGGUGGGCACUGGGACAACAGCCUGCGGGUCACUUCACUGGUUAAGGGAAAGACUGUAGGACAGCACAUCCGGCACAUGGACAUCGUGACCUGCUUGUCAACAGACCACUGUGGCAUCCAUCUGAUCUCUGGCUCCAGAGACACAACCUGCAUGGUGUGGCAGGUUCUGCAGCAGGGUGGAGCUCCUGUUGGUCUCCAUCCCAAACCUAUUCAGGUGCUGUACGGACACACGGACGAGGUGGUGAGCGUCAGCAUCAGCACAGAGCUGGACAUGGCUGUAUCUGGAGCACGGGACGGGACGGUGAUCAUCCACACUGUGCGCCGGGGUCAGUACAUGCGCUGCUUGCGUCCACCGUGCGACAGCUCGCUGCCGCUCUCUAUCCUCCACCUGGCUGUGUCCUGGGAGGGUCACAUGCUGGUUCACACCUGUCUGGAGGGCAAAGCAACACUCAAGGAUAAAAACGCCCUCCACCUGUACUCUGUAAAUGGGAAGCACCUCUGCAGCGAGCCUCUGAUGGAGCAGGUGACAGACAUGUGUGUUUCUGGGGAGUAUGUAGUCAUCGGCAGCGAGCAGGGAUACCUGUCCAUCCGUGACCUCUACAGCCUGUCUCUGUGCGCAGAGCCCAUGGCCAUGAGGGUGCCAGUGUGCUGCGUCUCAGCCACCAAGGAGCAGAGCCACGUGCUGGUGGGACUGGAGGACGGCAAGCUGAUCAUCGUGGCCGUGGGCAAGCCGGCGGAGAUGCGUUCGGGCCAGAUCACACGGAAGCUGUGGGGUUCCAGCAAGAGACUGACUCAGAUCUCCUCGGGGGAGACGGUGUACAACACCCAGCAAGACCACAACUGACCCGUUCCCCGCCUGUCCCCCGAGCCCUUAAACCAUCCCCUUCAAGCACGUCGCACAUUGUCAUUUCAUAUCCGAGCAGAUUCUUUCUCCCAUCACCUCCCACGGUUUUAUCAGGGGGUAGGUUUUGGGGUGCAGGAGCACCACAAAGCCUGCAUGCCCACAUGUGCAUUUGAGUGCUCUUGCUUUGGAUUGUGAUCACAUGGCGCUGGCGCCGUGGUUCCAAUGCAGAAGUAGCGCCAGCCUCAGCAAAACCACACCACUGCCCACUUCUCGCACACGCCACAGCUGCCCUCGUCAUCAGAAUCUUUACUACAGUCAGCCUCAUUUAACGGUUAACUAACUGUUCUCUUGUAUGUAUGCAGGGAUGGAUGGAUGUGUGUUUGCACACAGUUUUGCUGUGUGCUAUUUGAAAAUAUUGUUUCAAGUGGCCUUUUUGCUCCCCCACCCCCUCAGUUAGCCUUAGGUGCAGACACUCGGCCUGUGAUCUGCAGGCCAGGACGAUUCAUGGUUGCCUCAAAGCUGCCACCACGCAGCCUUAUGCAGUAAGACGGCUCCACCACUCACAAGACCAAACUGUCUGCAUUUUUCUAUCGUUUUUAUAUACCCGUGUGUGUGUGUGUGUGUGUGUGAUCUUUUAGUGAUGUUUUAUUGAGAGUUUGGUUUAUGUGUGUGUAUGUCUGUGUGCGUGCGCAGCAGCUUGGCAUCUGUUCAUAUGCAUGGUAUUUUGGUUUUGAGAUUAGACAAGAAAUAGUGAUGCAGAAGUCACUCAGUUUUUUGUUUGUUUGUUUUUUCGUUUUUGUAUUUACAUUUGGGGUGUAGCUGACGUUUUUUGUUGAGAAACAUUAGAAAAGGUGUUCAAAGGUACUUUUUGUAGUCCCCCCCUCCCCUUUCCAAAGUGUAACUAACAGUUUCACCACUAGGUGGCAGUGUUUUUUACCAAAUAUUAUAAUUUUAACAUUGAUAUUAAAAUUGAUGCACCGUUUCCUCAAGAGGCAUUGCCUGGUUAAACGAUAAAAUAAUGACUCGCUUCAUCACCUCGUGGGAAAAUUGGUUGAGAUCUCGUGUAAACAAAUCCAUUCACAUUCUGUUGGAUGCUUCAGUUAAUUUUUGUUGAUUGCUUUAAGCACGGGAUUUUACAAAAAGUACUUUUAAUGUUUUGUCAUUAGCAUACAUUUAAGAUCUAGUUUUGUAAAUAAACAAAAACACUACAUUCUCAAUCACAACAAGCUUCGACAUGAAGACUUAUCACAGCAGUGCAACGAAAAACAUCUAUAUAACAUCACAUUUCUCUGUGCUUCAUUGAAUGUUUUUAAGUUACUUGAAUCUGUUUCUAUUCAUAAGUGAAAGUAGCAGUUUUUUUCACACAUUGUCUCAUGAGUGACAUAUUUAAAAACUAUUCUAACUGUUUAGAAAUGAAGGAGAAAGUAGAAAUCCUCAAGGGCUUUACGAGAUGUCAGUGUUAUCAGCAAUACAGCUCCUUCAUCGCAUGCCUGUCGGUGCUUCCUUUCCUCUAUUUCUGUCCAGCAUGCCUCGCUCAGUCAGAUCCUCUAUUUUCCAGUCUUCCUAUGGCUAAACUGGGACUGUAAAUGGACUCCCUCUCUUCCCCUUCUGAAUGCCUUUAGCUCUCAUCAUUGCCUCAAACCCCAUCCCCCUUUUAUUAUUUGUGCUUCUCGCUCGUUUUCCUGUUUAUUUUAAAAUGACUGAUUUCAGAGUUUUCCUUGUGUGGGGCCUCAAGAAUGUUUGGGUCAACUGGGACAAACGUGCAUGUGAAUGUGAUUACAUUACUCUGUAAUAUACCGCAGUAUGAAACUGCUGUGUGAUUCAUAAUUUUGCACCAUACCUGAGCGAGUGAGUGUGCGAGUGAGAGUUUAUUUUCUGUUGCCAAAUGUUUUUUAUUCCUGUCUGAUUCUGUGAACUUUUGCAGCCCUGUGGGUUUGGCACUGGGCACAGAGUCGCUCUAACGGUUAUCUCUCUUGUUUUUUUUUCUGAUUUUUGUAUUUUGUUUUAUUUAAAUGUCAGUUUGGUGGAUUGCAAAGACCAAUCUGUGUCCUCCUUUAAGAGAUUUCUGUGAAAGGUGCACAAAAUGUUCUAUUAAUGCAGUUUAUUUUUCUUUUGUUUAUUCACAUUUUUCAUUCAAAGACCACUGUUUGAGUUAUUCCACGACUGCAACAGAGUGCCUUUUAUCCCAGCGUGGUGUCCACAUAGAGCUAGAUUUCUCCUUCUCCUUCGUCCCAAACCUUGUUGUGAAUCAAGUGAAAGCAGCAUUCCACACAUUAGUCCGUCGCAGUUGCACCGGGAACCAAGAAUAUGGGACUUCCAAGAAAAAUCAAAGUACUAUUUUGUGUCUUAGCUACAUUCUCUGUAACUGUCACCAAAAUGGAUGUGUGUAUAUCUGUGAUUAUUUAUGAAUACAGUAUAUAAUGUACAGCAUGAUUUUUAUUUUGGCGUCGUUAAAAUGUACUUUUGCACUUUCCAGGUACUAAAUUGUAACAGAUUGUUUUAACUUUGCUCCCUAAUCUGUAAAAACUGCUUUGUAUACACAAGUGGAAAAUAAUCAUUAAAGUCUUGUCUAAAUUCAAA